CACCUCAUCAGUGAGACAUCCUGAAAAGAUUGUCUAUUCCUCAUCAUGGGUCAGUGACUGUCCGUUACUUCUUGUGCUUACAGGUUUGAGUCUGUCGGCCAUGUGGACGUGUAUUGCACAUACUGGCUACUUCGUGCUGUGUGCAGUGCUGCUGACGUUCCUGCGUUGUCCAGGUUUCUCUCGAGCGAUGCUGCUGCUCACCGUGCCUCUCAAUGCAGUGGCCGAGGUCAACCAGCUGCCAGUGCUGGAUCUCUGCAGCCUCAGCCUGCUGCUGCUCACUCUGUCUCUGGGUCACUGGUUUGUGAAUCAGUUGUGGGCGUGUUUCAAGAUCAGAGGAAAGCCAGCCGUCCCACUCCCGCUGCCUCCGGCUCCAUGUGACAUCGUGGAGCCGCAGAAGCAGCAUGUUUCAUCCUGCCACUCAUAUCCACCAUCCUCUACACCACAGAAAGAUGAAAAAGAUGGCUUCAUGGAGCAGGAUGACCUGCUGAAUCAGGAAAGCUUCAUAUCAGGCGACCUCGGCAUAUCAGCAGUGUCUCCCCUUCACAGGAAGCCGAUACCAGAGUCCAGGUUCAUGCCAGUAAUUGGCACACCCAGUCACUCCACCCCAAGGCUCAUACCACAGCCAAUUCUGUCAUUGGCUCUGACUGAUGAUAUACCGCCCAGAAACCUGGGAGGAGUUUUUGAUGCAGUGAACGACUCCCGUGAUUUAAUGAAUGACUCAAGAAGUGCGAGUCCUACCCCAUCACUAGUUAGUAACAGCUCCCUGUCAGGACGUCAGCUGUGUAACGGAAUCACAAAAACAAGGAAGGCCUGUAAGAAGAGAGCCGUGCCGGGACAGGAGUACUGCAGAGUCCACGAAGGGGGGCACACCUCCUACAUUCAUUCCUGAAAAUGCUCAGCUUCCCUUCUCAGCUCGUUUAACUGUUUUCUUUGUUUUAGAGACUUUUAUGCAAAAGUGAACUGUUACUGUGUCUUUGUUGUUAAGCUCUGUCUGCUUUGCUAAACAGGCGCUGUGCUUGCAGAUUUUUUAAAUUGUACUUUUAUAUUCUUAUUUCCAUGUCUUAAAUGUUCAUUUUAAGUUAAUAAAUUAUUUCUUUAC
Messenger RNA from Seriola dumerili (greater amberjack), 1099 nucleotides. Its product is annotated as protein brambleberry-like. The transcript has 6 exons. Bases 101 to 889 code for a protein of 262 amino acids. The record is from RefSeq and is a predicted model, not a curated record. NCBI's taxonomy places the organism in Eukaryota, Metazoa, Chordata, Actinopteri, Carangiformes, Carangidae.